Jaminaea rosea is the source of this 1036-nucleotide messenger RNA. RefSeq names its product ribosomal protein L15. Gene Ontology annotation, biological process: translation. NCBI's taxonomy places the organism in Eukaryota, Fungi, Basidiomycota, Exobasidiomycetes, Microstromatales. The transcript has 3 exons. Gene Ontology annotation, cellular component: mitochondrial large ribosomal subunit. Bases 43 to 1005 code for a protein of 320 amino acids. Gene Ontology annotation, molecular function: structural constituent of ribosome. The record is from RefSeq and is a predicted model, not a curated record.
AGCAACUAUUCUGAUCCAACAUCCUCUUACCGUCCAUCAACCAUGGCUAUGCGCUCCUCAAGCGGCUUGACAGCCUCUCUGGCUCGCCUCGCGCUCACUCCUGCAGUCUCUAGCUCAUCAGCAGCAGCCAUAGCAUCAACUUCCACCCUCUCUCGCCGGGUCGCCCCCAACUCUCGCCCCUCAGCUCGCAGCUACGCAACGACCCUCCAACCACCUUCCCAAUACUCCAUCGGACACCUAUCCCCCGCUCAGCCAGCAAAGAAGGCCAAGCGCCUCGGUCGAGGAGACUCUUCUGGUCGAGGUGGAACAUCAACGCGUGGUCAUAAGGGACAGAAGGCGAGGACGGGUAAUGGGAAGCCUACGCCUGGAUUUGAGGGAGGUCAGACGCCGAUCAUGAGAAGAUUUCCUAAGAGGGGGUUUGUCAACUCCUUUGCCCACGAAACGGUCCCGCUGAACCUCUCGCGCCUUCAAACGUGGAUCGACUCCGGCCGCCUUGACCCUUCUGCUCCCAUCACCGUUCGUGAGCUCUAUCUCUCACGCUGCAUCCACCGUCUUGGAGACGGAGGUGUCAAGCUUCUGGGCGAUGGAGCUGAAGUCCUCUCUCAACCGCUCAAACUCGUGGUGUCACGAGCGAGCACGACGGCCAUCAAGGCGGUGGAGAAGGCCGGUGGGUCGAUCACUUGCAAGUACUACACGCCGCUGACGUUGAGGGCGUUGGUAAAGCCGGAGAAGUGGACCGGUAGGGGGAGACUGCUACCUAGAGAGUCGAUGCCGAUCAACAGGAGGGAUCUGCUCUACUAUUCGGACAUUCGCAACCGUGGCUAUCUGGCCAAGAUGCACGUCCUCGGGAAUGGCGAGGGCUUGACCUCGCCGUCUAGCUCAGCACCACCCUCCGCGGACGCUGUUGCUGAAGCGAACGACAUCGUGGCCGAGGAAGAGGCGAGGGUCGCACAGCAGGCACAGGCGGGAGAGAUCAAGAGAGAGGAUGCCGCUGCGGCCGUGUAGACAAUGGCCAAUGGCAAGUGACGAUCACCGC